Messenger RNA from Mercurialis annua (annual mercury), 1076 nucleotides. RefSeq names its product probable calcium-binding protein CML36. Gene Ontology annotation, molecular function: calcium ion binding. The transcript has a single exon. Lineage: Eukaryota; Viridiplantae; Streptophyta; Magnoliopsida; Malpighiales; Euphorbiaceae. The record is from RefSeq and is a predicted model, not a curated record. Bases 154 to 804 code for a protein of 216 amino acids.
CUCUUGUUGUCAAGGAAAUUUCUCGGAAGCUGCCUCAAUGGCACUAAAUUCUACUCCUCACCUUCUCCCUAUAAACAACCCACCUUCCUCCCUCAACAUUAUUCAUUUUCAUUCCAUUCUUAUUCAUCUGCUUCCUUUUUAUCACCAUUAAUAAUGAAGCAAUUCAUCAAGAAAAUCAGCCCCAAGCGUAUCUUCGCUGCAAAAAAAGAUAAAAAAGAUCGAUCUAUUCGAUCUGAGCCUUCGUCUUUCAGUUACGGGGCGGCCUCUUCCUCGUCAUCGGACGACUCAUUAUCCGAGUUUCAUAACAAGGUGAAGAGUUCCGCUACUCCCACCAGUGUUCUCCCCGAAACAUCGGGGGACUGGUCGGAUUUAUCGUCGGAGUUUUUCAGUGAAGCUUUCAAACUGAUGGACAGAGAUAAUGACGGGAUGGUCUCGCGGACCCACUUGGAGUCGCUGUUGACCCGUUUGGGAGCGAACCCGCCUACCCAGGAGGAGGUGGCUACCAUGUUGAGUGAGGUUGACCACGACGGCGAUGGGUGCAUAAGCGUGGAGGCGUUGAUGAGCCGGAUCGGGGCGGCUUGUGACCCGGCUGGGGAUGAUGAGAUGAGAGUGGCGUUUGAGUUUUUUGAUACGGAUCAUGACGGGAGGAUAACGGCGGAGGAGCUUAUCGGAGUUUAUAAAGCGAUUGGGGAUGAGAACUGUACGUUGGAUGAGUGCCGGCGUAUGAUUGCUGAGGUGGAUAAAAAUGGAGAUGGGUUUGUGUGUUUUGAGGACUUUUGUCGUAUGAUGGAGCUGCAGAGAUGAUCAUGAUCAUGUGGUGCUGUUGAUUAAACUGUUUUUUUGUAUCUUUUUUUUUUUUUUUGAGUGAAGUAGUUUUGAUCUAUUUUAGCCUGCGAAAAAAAAAGUAGGUUUGAUCCUAGGUGGGGAAUUAGAUGUUAAUGGAAAGGGACGGCUCUGAUUUGUUUGAUCUUGAUGUUAAUGUUGGAGUAUAUAUAUAUAAGAUCAGAUAAAUACUUAACAAAUGUUCAUUUUACCUACUAAAUAUGGUACUAUAAAAGAUCAAUAUUUAUUUCUAA